AUGGUUGUUGAUGUUUGGUAUCUACCUCCUGAAACUGCUCUCCCUGGUGAAGAUGGCAUCAGCUUCUCUAGUCGCGUCAAACGGAAGAUUGCCACUUGUGGUGGUUUAGUCGAUUUGGAAUGGGAUGGUGAACUGAAACGUAACCAGCCCAAGCCAACUCUUCGAAUUGCUCAACAAAAACUUUUCAGAGAUUUAAUUGGAGCUUGUGACGGAGAGAAGUCACCAAAGCCUACAAUCAGCGACUAA
Messenger RNA from Rodentolepis nana, 246 nucleotides. Lineage: Eukaryota; Metazoa; Platyhelminthes; Cestoda; Cyclophyllidea; Hymenolepididae. The record is from the annotation of a GenBank genome assembly.